CAGUCUGAAUAAUCUAUCAAAGAACACUUAUUCAACAGUAUCGUUUGAAUCUGGAUGUAAAAAAUGAAAAUGAAACGCUGAUAUGACAUCAAACUAAAUAUUUCAGUCUUGAACAAAUCAAUGUUUCUUUUCGAUAUAGUGUCAUCUGAGCUGCCGAUUUGUGUGUCUAAAUUGUAGACCUGUCGACUGAUUGCGGAAUAGUCGAUAUCUCCUGGGCCUCUGAUAAGCCGCAGACGACUGCACAGCUACGUUUUCAGUGAAAGUAGCUAAAUAAUCGAUGGAUAAUUGGGAGAAGUUGAGAAGAAAGAGAAAAUGACAGAUUACGGAGAGGAGCAGCGGAACGAGCUGGAAGCCAUCGAGUCCAUCUAUCCGGACUCAUUUACAGUACUGUCAGAAGAUCCAGUGAGCUUCACAAUUACCGUUGCCUCAGAUGCAGGGGAAAACGACGAGACGGUGGAGGCUACGCUGAAGUUCACAUAUGUGGAGAAAUAUCCAGACGAGCCGCCACUUUAUGAAAUCUAUUCCCAGGAAAAUCUGGAUGAGGCUGAUGUCCAGGACAUCCUGAGUCUUUUGCAGCAGCAGGCCGAAGAAAACCUGGGCAUGGUGAUGAUCUUCACCUUGGUGACAGCUGUGCAGGAAAAACUUAACCAAAUAGUCGACCAGAUAAAGAACAGAAGAGAGGAAGAGAAGAGGAGAAAAGAGAAGGAGGCAGAAGAAGCAGAGAAGGUUGCAUUCCAGGGCACUGUGGUAACAAUUGAGAACUUCCUCUCAUGGAAAGCCAAAUUUGAACAGGAAAUGGCAGAGCUGAAGAGGAAGAGACAAAAGGAGGAAGAGCAAUCUGGGAAGGCCAAGCUCACUGGAAAACAACUUUUUGAAACAGACCAUAACCUUGACACAUCAGAUAUUCAGUUUCUGGAAGACGCUGCGAACAGCGUGGAGGUGGAUGAGUCCCUGUUUCAGGACAUGGAUGAUUUGGAUCUGGAAGAGGAUGACCCAGACUUUGACCCUGUGGGUCUUGGGAGUGAUGAGGACUAAGAGGAGAAAGCAAAAUACUGGAGGAUGGGGUGAAAACCUGUCCUGAUGUCACGUGACCAUAGCCAGGUCCAACCCAGCAUGACCACUCUAACUCUCUUCAAAACAUGGACUCAAUCCUCUUUUGGCUGUAAUAAGUAAUGACAAGUUCAAAAGGCAUUCACACCCCCUUGUUUAUUCAGUGCAUACUUCAUCCUCCACCUGCUAUUAAAUCCAACAGAUACAUUCAAUUA
Megalops cyprinoides (Indo-Pacific tarpon) is the source of this 1265-nucleotide messenger RNA. RefSeq names its product RWD domain containing 1 (gene rwdd1). Gene Ontology annotation, molecular function: protein binding. Lineage: Eukaryota; Metazoa; Chordata; Actinopteri; Elopiformes; Megalopidae. Gene Ontology annotation, biological process: cytoplasmic translation. The record is from RefSeq and is a predicted model, not a curated record. The transcript has 7 exons. The coding region runs from base 313 to 1035 and encodes 240 amino acids.